GACUCUGCGCCUUCGGUGUGGUGGAGCUAUAGGUUAACUGUGGUUUGAAGACGCUGUUUAUUAUGCCUGGUGCCAGGAUUGUUGGGGAGAUACCAUCACAUAGUAGCCGACAAGAUUCUCUUUAGUCACUGUAUGGAUGACAUUUACCUGUCAAAAACAGUAUUCCUAUCCUGGAUGCUUUUGUGCAUAUUUUGGAUCUCUUGAUAUCAAUUUCAAGACAUCGCUUGGACUUUGCUAUUGUGUAACAAUGUCUGUCCGUUUUCACCAUGUCGAGUCCACUGUUCUAAUUUCCAAUUAAAACAUUUAGCGGCAACACGUUUGGACUUCAGAGUGAGACCGCUGACGAGCGUUUCGUUGGACGUUCUGCAACAAUUUGUUGCAACAUUCAGGGCAAAGUGAUGGUGUCAUUAUCACUUUGGUUUGCCAUGGCAACAUAAUCAUUUUAAAAAAAGAAAUUCAGCCGAGUCUUCUUUUGGGAGAUAUUCCUCGUGGUAUACAAUUAUGUUCACUUUCGCUGCCUUCUGCUAUAUGCUGUCGCUGGUCCUCUGUGCUUCUCUGAUCUUCUUUGCGAUAUGGCAUAUAACAGCCUUUGAUGAGCUGCAGGCAGACUUUAAGGUCCCCAUCGAUCAGGGCAAUCCACUCCAUGCGAGAGAGCGACUCCGGAACAUUGAGAGGAUCUGCUGCCUGCUGAGAAAGUUGGUGCUUCCAGAGUAUUCUAUCCAUGGGCUGUUCUGUAUCAUGUUCCUGUGUGCCCAGGAGUGGCUGACAGUAGGCCUCAACAUCCCCCUCCUCUUCUACAACACAUGGAGUAGGUACUUCCACAGCCCCACAGACACUAAGGAGCUCCUCUACGACCCAGCCUCGGUCAUGAACGGAGACACGCUCAAGUUCUGCCAAAAAGAGGCCUGGUGCAAGAUGUCCUUCUUCGUCCUCUCCUUCUUCUACUAUCUCUACUGUAUGGUCUACUCCUUGGUAACCUCAUAACAGCAGAACUCUCUGUAUUUGAGCCACCCUCCGGAUAUCAGAGACUGAUUUCUGGAAUAUGAGUUAGCUAACGCAAACAACAACUUUGGAGCAAAAAAGAGCACUUUGUGUCACAGCUUUUCUGUUUCAUGAGAAGAAGGACCGUUGUUGAGUCUGGGCUGUGCUGGUCUGGAGGAAAAGGACGGGUUUCAGCACCAGUCCCCAUCGUCUCCUCAUGUAACCAGACCUUACUGUUUACAGUACUCUGUAGGUCAACAGCCCAUGAUGAGUCACAGCGACCACCAUAUCUACUUUUGUCUGUCACUGCCUGGCCAAUGUUUGUACUCACAGCCUGUCCUGGAGAAGUACAGUAGCAUCACCACUACCAUAGUAGGACACAGUAGUGUUUUAAUUCUUUUUUAGGGGGUGGAUCAGCUUUAAUAUUGCAGAUAGAUUGUGGCUUCAAUCAAUGUAAUUGUCUGCGUCAUUUCCAAUCCCUCAUAUAUUUAGGGGGGUUAAUAUGUAUUUUUGGGGGGGUUAAUAUUUAUACAGUUCCAGUCAAAAGUUGGGACACACCUACUCAUUCAAGGGUUUUUCUUUAUUUUUACAAUGUUCCACAUUGUACAAUAAUAGUGAAGACAUCAAAACUAUGAAAUAACACAUAUGGAAUCAUGUACUAACCAAAAAAGUGUUCAUCAAAGUAGCUACCCUUUGCCUUGAUGACAGAUUUGCACACUCUUGAUAUUUUCUCAACCAGCUUUAUGAGGUAGUCACCUGAAAUGCAUUUAAAUUAACAGUUGUGCCUUGUUAAAAAUAAUUUGUGGAAUUUCUUUCCUUCUUAAUGCAUUUGAGACAAUCAAUUGUGUUGUGACAAGGUAGGGGUGGUAUACAGAAGAUAGCCCUAUUUGGUAAAAGACCAAGUCCAUAUUAUAGCAAGAACAGCUAAAAUAAGCAAAGUGAAACGACAGUCCAUCAUUACUAAGGUCAGUCAAUAUGGAACAUUUCAAGAACUUUGAAAGUUUCUUCAAGUGCAGUCGCAAAAACCAUCAAGAGCUAUGAUGAAACUGGUUCUCAUGAAGACCACAACAGGAAAGUUAGACCCAGAGUUACCUCUGCUGCAGAGGAUAAGUUCAUUAGAGUUACCAGCCUCAGAUUGCAGCCCAAAUAAAUACUUCACAGAGUUCAAGUAACAGACACAUCUCAACAUCAACUGUUCAGAGGAGACUGCGUGAAUUAGGCCUUCAUGGUUGAAUUGCUGCAAAGAAACCACUACUAAAGGACACCAAUAAGAAAAGAGACUUACUUGGGCCAAGAAACAUGAGCAAUGGACAUUAAACCGGUGGAAAUCUGUCCUUUGGUCUGAUGAGACCAAAUCUGAGAUUUUUGGUUCCAACCGCCGUGUCUUUGAGAGACGAAAAGUAGGUGAACGGAUGAUCUCUGCGUGUGUGGUUCCCACCGUGAAGCAUGGUGGAGGAGGUGUGAUGGUGUAUGGGUGCUUUGCUGGUGACACCUAGUAUCAGGUAAACAAAUAAACAUGAGUUGUUUAGAAUUCAAGGCACACUUAACCAGCAUGGCUACAAUAGCAUUCUGCAGCGAUACACCACCCCAUCUGGUUUGCUCUUAGUGGGACUAUUAUUUGCUUUUCAACAGGACAAUGACCCAACACACCUUCAGGCUGUGUAAGGGCUAUUUGACCAAGAAGAAGAGUGAUGGAGUGCUGCAUCAGAUGACCUGGGUUCCACAAUCACCCAACCUCAACCCAAUUGAGAUGGUUUCGGAUUAUUUGGACCACAGAGUGAAGAAAAAGCAGCCAACAGGUGCUCAGCAUAUGUGGGAACUUCUUCAAGAAAGCAUUCCAGGUGAAGCUGGUUGAGAGAAUGCCAAGAGUGUGCAAAGCUGUCAUCAAGGCAAAGGGUGGCAACUUUGAAGAAUCUAAAAUAGAAAAUAUAUUUUGAUUUGUUUAAAACUUUUAUGGUUACUACAUGAUUCCAUGUGUGUUAUUUCAUAGUUUUAAUGUCUUCAUUAUUAUUCUACAAUGUAGGAAAUAGUAAAAAUAUUCAUUAGAUAGUACCGGCAAAACACCAGUCUUAACGUCAACAGUGAGGAGGCGACUCCGAGAUGCUGGCCUUCUAGGCAGAGUUGCAAAGAAAAAGCCAUAUCUCUGUCCAGUGUCUGUGUUCCUUUGCCCAUUGUAAUCUUUUAUUUUUAUUGGCCAGUCUGAGAUAUGGCUUUGUCUUUGCAGCAACACUGUUGAUGUUGAGACUGAUGUUUUGCGGGUACUAUUUAACGAAGCUGCGAGUUGAGGACUUGUGAGGUGUCUGUUUCUCAAACUAGACACUCUAAUGUACUAGUCCUCUUGCUCAGUUGUGCACCGGGGCCUCCCACUCCUCUUUCUAUUCUGGUUAGAGCCAGUUUGCACAGGUCUGUAAAGGGAGUAGUACACAGCAUUGUACAAGAUCUUCAGUUUCUUGGCAAUUUCUCGCAUGGAAUAGCCUUAAUUUCUCAGAACAAGAAUAGACUGACGAGUUUCAGAAGAAAGUUCUUUGUUUCUGGCCAUUUUGAGCCUGUAAUCGAACCCACAAAUGCUGAUGCUCCAGAUACUCAACUAGUCUAAAGAAGGCCAGUUUUAUUGCUUCUUUAAUCAGGAUAACAGUUUUCAGCUGUGCUAACAUAAUUGCAAAAGUGUUUUCUAAUGAUCAAUUACCCUUUUAAAAUGAUAAACUUGGAUUAGCUAACACAAUGUGCCAUUGGAACACAGGAGUGAUGGUUGCUGAUAAUGGGCCUCUGUACACCUAUGUAGAUAUUCCAUAAAAAAUAAACAAUGUCUACACUGUAUUUCUGAUCAAUUUGAUGUUAUUUUAAUGUUCAAAAAAUUUGCUUUUCUUUCAAAAACAAAGACAUUUCUAAGUGACCCCAAACUUUUGAACGGUAAUGCAUAUAUUGUUUUAUUUAUGUUCCUUUAUUAUUUCCCCGUAACCCUACUACCCCUCCCCUAAUUGGAGUAAACUAAUGGACAACAACACUUCUAUUUCCAGCUUAUACAUACUAUAUACAUUUUACAGAAACAGUAUAUUUUACAAGAGUUAUAUUUUGUUUGUUUUAAGUCCCAUCCUUCAGCAACCUCAACCCCUCCCAUCUAUCUCUGAAGACCAUCCAGUUUUGAUUUCUAUUUGCCAUAGAUUUUCAACUGUGCUGUGAUGUUUCACAAUUGUCCUGAACCUAUACAAUCUUUUACAGACACUGUAUAUUUUAUAUUAUUUUGCACAGUUUGCCUCCGACACAGCACAGUUGUACACAGCACAGUCGUGGUUGUCAGUGGGACAAACAGGUCUUCUUCUUCACCCAUCUGCCCUUAGAGUCUCACUGACAGUAGCUAUUUCUUUACUGGUGGGAAGGGGAGAUGACACAUCCUGUACAGAGACAAGGUGAACAUUCUGUACAGGGACAGGGAAACCAGGUCAGCCAAUGUUGCAUUUUUGCCUGCCGCAUUACACUACAUGGCCUGUGUGUUGAUAUACAACAUUACAUUACUAUGUGAAUGGCUUUUGUGAUGUGUGUGUGUGUAUUUUGUGUAUUCUUAAAAAAAGCAAUUCAGAAUGAAAUAUGGUUGACAACGCAUUAUAUACAAAUGGAAUAUUGUGGGAUUCUCUGUAGUUAUAGUGAAGCUAUUUGGUGGAGGGAUUAAAUCUUUUGGGGGGAGAACUAGAAAAGCAAUUCUUUGUAUUUUAUUUUUUGUACAAUAUUUAGAAUGUUUCGUUAUGUUUAAAUACUCUGUGGUCUACCCAAAUGGGUCAAGGUCUUCCGGUAUAUAAAGAUUUAAUAAACCCUAUUUUAAAUGGGGAAAAAAUAUGACUCUUUUUGCCACUAUUUCCAUAAUGGACCAAAUGUUGGACGUAUUUACUUCAUUUAUUCAUGGUAAUUUAAAUGUAAUUGUUAACUGCUUCCCUUCAUACUUUAUCCAAAAAACAUUUCAUCAUAAAUAUAAGUGAAUUGCAUAUCUGCCUCCACUGCAAGAUGUCUAGUAUAUAGGUUCUAACUGUGGUUCCACUGCCAUUACCAGAAGCUACCAGAUGCUGGCAAUAACUAAACACUGUCUGAAAACAACUAUGGACUUCAGAGCUUUUGGCAAUGCUUUUUCAUGGUAUUGUCUGUCAGAUAAUUCAUGAUACCCACGCUGUCAGUUAGCUGCAUCGUUCGUAUGUAUCUUUGCUCAGAAGUAUUUCAUCAACCUUUACGCAAGGUUUAGAAAGGAAUGCCCAUCUUGUUAUAUUAUGUAAGAGCACAGUCUUAACUCUGUAUGCGUCCAUCGAGGAUUCAUUUAGAUAAUUGUUUAUGAAAUAAAGUAUGACUAUUUUAAAA
Molecule: messenger RNA, 5322 nt
Organism: Salvelinus fontinalis (brook trout)
Lineage: Eukaryota; Metazoa; Chordata; Actinopteri; Salmoniformes; Salmonidae
Product: protein cornichon homolog 3-like
Exons: 6
Coding region: 502-984 (160 amino acids)
Biological process (GO): vesicle-mediated transport; regulation of AMPA receptor activity
Cellular component (GO): dendrite; synapse
Source: RefSeq, a predicted model, not a curated record